This is a messenger RNA of Naegleria gruberi, 435 nucleotides long. RefSeq lists its product as uncharacterized. The coding region runs from base 1 to 435 and encodes 144 amino acids. Lineage: Eukaryota; Heterolobosea; Eutetramitea; Acrasida; Naegleriidae. The record is from RefSeq and is a predicted model, not a curated record. The transcript has a single exon.
AUGUCAAGUUGGUAUCUCGUUUUUCUUGCCCUUGCUCUCCUCACCACCCUAAACUUGGUUCUAUUAUUUGUUCCUCUUCCAUCCUUCUUGAGGACAAAACUCGUUAGAAAAUUGGAUUCUGGAAAGGCAAUUUUCUUAGGCUUGUUGGUUGUCUUUUUAGUGUUGGCUUUCUUCUGCUAUUCGGAUAUGAAUAAGUAUCAUCUUGAGAAGGCUACUGCAAAGACCUUUGAGUUGGAAGCACAGAGACAAAUGAAGGAAUUUAGAGCACAGAGAAACUUUUACAUGUCCAUGAUCGGAGCAGUUUUGUCUUUGAUCACUUUAGGAGUUAAUAUGAAGGAAAAGAAGAUUAUUGAUUUGGAGGAUAAGGUUCAACUAAAACAAAGGGAAUCUAAUACCAAGGAAACAAAGGAAGUUGAAUCAUCGAAGGACAAGUAA